Molecule: messenger RNA, 6653 nt
Organism: Odobenus rosmarus divergens (Pacific walrus)
Lineage: Eukaryota; Metazoa; Chordata; Mammalia; Carnivora; Odobenidae
Product: KIAA1671 ortholog
Exons: 11
Coding region: 1-5505 (1834 amino acids)
Source: RefSeq, a predicted model, not a curated record
AUGGCGACUCGGGUCGAGGUCGGUUCCAUAACUUCCCUGACAGGAGUGCCAGGCCUCGGCGAGAUCUCCAAGGAGGAGACCCUGAAGCGGACCUACUUCUGCCAGGCUGGCGACACCCCCGGGGCACCCUCAGCGCUGCUCUUGGAAGGAAAAAGCCCCCUUAGGAGCCCGGCCCGCUUACUGCCGCUGCCCAGACUUGCCCCCAAGCCCUUCUGCAGGGAGACGGCCCCGGAUGUGAAAUCCCUUGUCCCAUCCUUGGGGCCCGGCCCAACUAGCCCGUCUCCUCCCUGUGGGCGCUCCCAGGACGUGGUGGCAAAGGACCUGAGCGAGAAGAUGCCUGGCUUGGUGGGGCAGGAGGUGGGGAACGGGGAGGGCCUGAGGAGAAGCUCGUCUCUGUUCAACAAGGCCACCUUCCCGCGGCCCCGAUCCAGCACCCUGAUUGUCUUUGAAACCACCAAAGCUGGCCCCGCUCUGGGAAAGGGGAUCAGUGAGGGGGCUCGGGAGGCCACCACGGGUGUGUGUCAGGAGCCCGCUCUGGGCUCCCGGCCCGAGAUGGCUGUCAAGCCUGCCCUGCCUUCCCGAAAGCCUGGGACCCUUCCCCGACCGGCCUCCCUGUCACAGGACAUCAAGCCAGCUGCCCCCCAAGAGGAGACAGGCCCAAAUGAGACUCUGUGGAAGGCCAGGAGUGUGGAGGACACAGGGGACCCCGCUCUGGAGCCCAAGCCUCGCCUGAGGAGAAGGCCUGUGUCGGCCAUUUUCAUCGACUCCAUUCAGCCUCAGAAGCCAGGCCCUGGCGGGGUGGCCGCGGCGGGGAAGGCGCCCCCAACCCCACCUGAGAAGACAUGGGUGAGGAGGCCCAGGCCUCUGUCCAUGGACCUCACGGCCCGGUUUGAGAGCAAAGAGGCCUUGCUGAAGAAGGUGGCCGACGAGGCCACCACAGGGUCCACUGUCCAAUGUCGGGGCCCGGAGAGGGCCGACCCAGAGCCCAAAGUGGACAUGGAGUGUUGGGUCAGAGCAAACCCUCGCCUUCGUGACUCAGACUCGGAUUUCCUGGAGGUAGCCAAGAAGACCCGAGAACAGAAGGAGAAGGUGCUUUUCAAGCAGGCAGAGACAGACAGCCUCAGAACUGCAGGGGGCUCAGCCAGGGGCACCCCCACGGAUGACCAGCAUCCCGGAGAAGAGAAAGCCAAGCUGCUCAGGGAGCUGGAGAGGGUGCCCCCGUCCCCCUUGCCCAGACCGGGGAAAGACCAAGAAUUUGCUGAGGUCAAGAGCAGAGCAACUGAUGGGGAAAGCCGGCUGGAGGGAGGAUGGGCCCCCAGGGGCAGCGUCAAGAAGCGCAUCAGCCUGUUCGGGGAGGAGAGCACCUUGGCCUUGGCAGCAGAAUCCGGACCCCCACCGGCCACCCCUGAGCCCCCGUCAGCUGCCCCAGAGCCCGAGAAAGUGGGUGUGAGUGUCCAGGAGCGGAUCAAAGGCUGGGCUGCCGAGAGCUCGGAGGCAAAGCCGGAGAUCAGGAGGAAGACUUUCCAGGCACGGCCGUUGUCGGCGGAUCUGACUAAACUGUUUUCGAGUCCAGCGUCUAGCAGUGAAGUCAAGUAUGAGAAGUGUUCUGAGCUAAGUGGCGAGCUUCCUAAGGAACCUGGAGAAAAGCAAAAGGAAGGGCAUGGUGUGGAUGGAGCAUCCCUCCCAAGAAGCCCCUGGAAGCCUGGUUCACUCCGGGAGAAGUCUAGGCAGACAGAGUGGAAAGACAGUUCUAACCAAGUCCCCAGCAACUGUCGGGGUAAAAGCUCGGUGGGGGCUCUGAGCCCUUCUGACAGCACUCCAGAAGAUGAUGGAAGCUUCCAGACCGUGUGGGCCACAGUGUUUGAGCAUCACGUGGAGCGACACACAGUGGCUGACCAGUCACGACACUGUCCCUCGGCCAUGCCCCGCAGAGGUGUGGCAGAUGCCCAUGUCUCAGAAGUCAGACCCAGGCGUGAGAGAAGCUCUUGGCUGGGGAAGGACCUGCCGGAAAACACAAACCUCAUGAAACAGAACUCCAGAUGGGUUGAAAAUACCAAUACAGAGAAAUGGGGACAGACCACCCUUUCGAAUGGUGAACCCAGACAGUAUCACGUGCCCUUCCCGGAAGAACACCCUUUGGAUGAUAAACGCCAUAAAAACCCCUUCCUCCAACGCUCUGAAAAUCCUCCCCCAUCCCAGAGGGUCGAGCCCAAGUAUGACAUCGUGCACACGGUGGGCAAGCGUGUGCACAGUGAGGCUGUCUCCACGGCGUUGGAGGAAAAAGCCGUGACCCUGCGAAGUGGCAGGUCUCAGGUCUCACCGAAGGGGAGGCAGCAGUCCCACGAGGUCACCCCUACUGACCCAGAGUGCAGGCUGGGAGGUCAGGCGGGGUCUGUCCAAAGGGCCAGUUUGAUUUGGGAAGCUCGAGGGACUCAUGACGUCAGUGGGCCAAAGCCGGACUUCCGAGAGCCGAAGGACACGUUUGGGGGCAAUUGCCUAUCACCCAAAUGGACAGGUGGGGUGACUGUGAACUGGCAUAAAGUCACCGUGGUGGCCAAUGAAGAGAAAGGCUCAGAACUGGGUCCCGAGGUCAACAGCGAGCGCUCAGCCAGGCCCUGUGGCCCCCAAGCCAGCCCUGGGAGGGCCACCCAGGCCGCUGUCUGGGAGGCCCUGCAGGAAGGGCCUGACGAGGCCAGGAAUAAGUCAGGAGGCUGCAGCUCAGUGGGAGAAAGGGGUCCCCCCUGGGGGUGCCUUCUGGAUCUUCCUCCCAGGGGUAAGGACGAGCCGUCUGACUUCCAGGCACGGUUGCAUCCAGAAGAGCGGGUGCAGAAGGGACCCCUAGCUGUGGCUGCUGGUGAGGGUGAGCCACGGCCGGCCCAGGCACCGGAGCCCGAGGCCAAGAUGCGGAAGGUGGGUCCCCUGGACCAGAGGUUCGAGAGGUGGCGGCGGCGGACAUUGCCCCACGACGUGAAGUUUGACGAAUUCAGCUUUCUGGCCCCAGAAAACUCUUGGAAGGUGGAGCAGAGAAGAACAGACCAUUGGAGCCCCACCACCAGUGCCUUAAGAAAACCUGAGCUAUCCCACCACAGGGCGGAGACCCAGGAGGUGAGCCCAGGUGCUUCCCAAGACCCGACUCGGCCAGCGGUGAAGCAGGGGUCCUCUUUGGAACCCAGGGCGACAUUUUUUGCAGUGACAUAUCAGAUUCCCGACACUCAAAAAGCGAAGAGCAUUGUUAAGUCAGGGCCUGAAAACUUGAUGGAACAUUCUAGAAAAACAGUCCCGCCUCCUUCUCCUCAUCCUCUAACAUCCACCUUGGUUUCUCUUAACCAUGAAGAGCCACUGGAGGCCAAGGGCAGUAACAACUGGGCUAAGGGCAAAGAGCGCCACAGCGCAAGCUGUUCAAAACCUCCAAAGCCAACAGGCCACCCAUCACCUCUUGGGGACGGGACUCUGGAUCCUUCUAGUGAAAGAUGCAUGGAUGCUGAUGCUUUACGGACCCGCCGGGGACCAGAAGAUGGCACCGGUUUUCAGAACAAUCGUAAGGAUAGUGGGAAUAGGGCACCCCCCAGCAAUGCCCCCGAAAGCCACCCGGAAGCCAGUGAUCUCCUCAUCGGAAGGGACCCUGAGGUGGUCAGUGCGAGGGUCCCGGGGAAAAUCAAAGAUGGCUACAGAUCCAGCGUUCUCGACAUUGACGCCCUGAUGGCAGACUACAAGAAGCAGGAGGGCCAGGAGUCAGCGGUCGGUACGCCCGCAGUGCCCAGUGGCUCGACUCUGGAGAGGCCCGGCCGGCAAGGCAGGGCGGACCCAAGAAGGAGGAGUUUGAGGGAGAGGUCUGAAGCUGAGGGUCUCCGGAAACAAGCCAGUUUUGCCGAAGCAAACCACGGUUCCAGUCCUGGCUUGGGCAGGCGGCCAGCAGAUGCCCCGGGGGCAGCCGCGAACCCCACACUCAGCCCUCCUCUGUGGGCUCUGCCACUCUCGGCUCCUAAUGAAAAGUAUCCAGGGGCCUCUUCUGGCCCCGCAGGUCCCCGGAGACAAGUUUUGGGAACCCCUGAGGGUGACAGAAAGGAUUUGGUUAGUAAACCUCAGAGUGCAAAGUAUCCGAACUCCCCAGACGAGUCAAAGCCCACUCCCUGGGAGGAUCUGAGCAGUGGGGCCAGCGUGUUGGCUAGAUCCUCUCCCACUGACCAGAAGAAAGGGACCCCAAGGAAAUCCAUUGGGAGAGGAGAGGAGGACAGUGUGGUCCAGCGGGGUGAUCACCCCUACGACUGCGGCAGGUCACCGCUGAUUGUCAAGAGGGCCUAUUCGGAGAAGGGGCCCCCUGCCAAAGUCCGAGAGGGCCUGUCUGUCAUGCAGGAAGCGAGAGAGAGGAGGCAAGAGCAACCCAAAGGGAGGUCCAGCUUCCCCGGAGACAGUUCUGAGGCCAAGGAGACCAAAAUGGGGCCCUGCUGGCGAGAGUCGGGGACUCGAGACGGUCAAAAGGUGCCACCACAGGACCUGGGGAAGGAGGAUGCCCUGCCGGACAAGGAGCAGCCACUCUGGCAGGGGUCCCCCGCAGCCUCGGGCCCCUGGAGGAGCCACAGUUUCUGCAAGGACAAGAGGAGCGGGCCAUUUGUGGACCAGCUGAAGCAGUGUUUCUCCAGGCGGCCCCCUGAGGCCAAGGAUACCGACACCCUCGUGCAGGAAGCUGACAGCCAGUAUGGGACAUGGACGGACCAGCGCCAGAGCCGGGAGAGUCUGGCCCCCGAGUCCCCGUCCCCAGACAGCAGUGCCGUGUCGGCCCGGAAGCAGCUCCCCAGCAGCCGCUUGUCCUCACUGUCCUCCCAAACGGAGGCCACCUCAGCCGGGGACCAGCACAGCUGCUCCAGGGACCAGCGGAGCACCAGCGUGGACCGAUCCAGCACCGAUUUGGAAUCCACCGAUGGGAUGGAGGGGCUGCCUCCGCCAGACCCCUGCCCCUCGAAGAGGGUGGACGACUUCUCCUUCAUUGAUCAAACCUCAGUCCUCGACUCAAGUGCCCUCAAGACCCGGGUGCAGCUCAGCAAGAGAAGCCGCCGCCGGGCUCCCAUCUCCCACUCCCUCCGGCGCAGCCGAGUUAGUGAGUCGGAGAGCAGGUCUCCUUUGGAGGAGGAGGCUGACAAUGUGUGGAUGUUCAAGGACUCAACAGAAGAGAAAUCUCCCAGGAGGCAAGAGUCCGAUGAGGAGGAGGAGAAGCCCUCCAGGGCUGAGAGGACCCCCACCAGCCAUCCGCAGAGGAUGCCUGUGUUUCCAGGCAUGGACCCGGCAGUGCUAAAGGCUCAGCUGCACAAGAGGCCAGAGGCCGACAGUCCCAGCGAGGCCUCAGGCUGGGCCCCCCAGCCCAAGACCCCCAAGUCCCCCUUCCAGCUGGGCAGUCGCGUGCUGCCCUCCAGCAUGGAGAAGGAUGACAGGUCGGAAGAGCCCUCUCCCCAGUGGUUAAAGGAGCUAAAAUCCAAGAAGAGGCAAAGCCUGUAUGAGAACCAAGCUUGAGCAGACAACGGUCACUGCCACGUCUAACAAACAGAAGCCUUAACUGUCAGAACCCGAAGAUGAGGCCACGCUGAUGCCAUUCCUUCCUGCACAAGGCUCCCUCCCUGGGCCCUUCCAGUGGGGUGGAGAACACGGCCCCGUGCCUCCUGCCUCUCCACAGGCUACCCCCCCCACCGCCAAUUGGGGCGCGAAGACCCGCUCUCCUCAAGCCCUUGCACGUCCCCCCAGACAACACUUGAGGCUGAGGAUGAAGCCAGGCUGCCCAGAAUUGUCCAUGCUGGUGGUUUUGUGUUUUAUGUGAAUACUGGGCAUUUCUACCCACCGUAGACAUCACUUCGGGACCGUCAGUCUGAGGCUGGACCAUCUCCCCAGGUUCUGGAAAACACCUCUAUUGUGAGAGCACCUCUCCCCUCGCCACCACCCCCCCCACCACCACCAGGGCACGUCCUUUCAAAAGCCUGUUUCCAAGGAAGAAGAAACUCCGUUUCCUGCCGUGAUUGUGGCCCAAGGCAGGGUCACGGGGUUGGGUUGUGAUUGCUUUAUGGGCGAGUUCCAUCUCCUUCCCUCUCCCAAGAAUCAGCAGCUCCAAUUUUUUAAACAUACCCACCCUCUUGUUUCAAGUGUAUUUAUCGUCACAAUGGGGCUGUGCGCAUAGACGACCUGCUCAUUAUACAUCACUUUGGUUUGCUUUAGAAGGCGUUAAAGCAAUAAUUCAGCCAGCUUUCUUUGAAAUUUGGUAUGUAUACGUUUUUUACGUUCAAGAGCAGAAGAAAAGAUGUGUGAAUAAUUGGCUUGAAGUAUCCGAUCAUCUCAGGUUAUCUUAACCCAUCCGUGUUUUUAAAAGAAAAUUCCAGUUGUCACCUUUGUAUAUAUAUUUUCCUGAUUUCAUUUGAGCUCUGAUUUCUGUGGAGUGACCAUUGUCCCUUGGCCUCAAGGUUCAUCAAAGGCAGCCCGAUGGCAGUGCCUUUCGCACCCAAACAUCAGACCCGCCCUGAGAAUCUUCUUCUCCAGUCUUUUUUGAACAGCGCCCAAGAUGGAAGCAUCAUUCCAAAUUGGAACAAAUGUGUGAAUGGGAGGGAGGGGGUUCUUCUGUUUCUCUCCCCUCUUCCUUCUGCCACUCCCCCACCCUACCCCCUGCCAACUCUACC